Molecule: messenger RNA, 1923 nt
Organism: Paramecium tetraurelia
Lineage: Eukaryota; Ciliophora; Oligohymenophorea; Peniculida; Parameciidae
Exons: 7
Molecular function (GO): protein binding
Source: RefSeq, a predicted model, not a curated record
AUGUCAGCAACUUAAACUUAACAUUUGAUUUUUGGGUCAACUUGGCCCCAGGAAAAUAUGAUCAUCAAGUACUGUUCUUUACAAUAGAGUUUUUAGAAAGUUCCUAUCAACACUGCAUUAAAGAUCAACAAUUGGUCAUGUGCCAUUCCUUACAAGGAUAAUGAGAUUCUAAUAACAGGUGGAUUGGGAAAUACCAAUAAAAUAAUCUCAAAUGAUGUCUAUCUAUUUAAUACACAAACUAAUUAGUUAAGCCAAUUUAGUUAAUUCACCCAAUCUAGAUAUGUUCAUCAAUGUGUAAGUCACAAUGAUAAGGUAUAUGUACUGGGAGGAAGACAAUAUGGCCCAGAUUUCGAGAGUGUUCUAUCACAUUGUGAAGUCUAUGAAGGAGGUGUGUGGAAGACCAUUUCCCCCAUGACCAAGAGAAGAUCUAAUUUCGGAGUAUUCAUCUACAAUGAUCAAAUAUAUUGCAUCGGAGGAUUCGAUGGAAAAAAAAAUACAAAGUCUAUCGAAUACUAUGAUGAAGUCAAAAACAUUUGGGUUAGGAGUAAAAUAAGGAUGCCGAGAGGAUUGGCAGGAUUUCACUUGAUCCCAUUGGAAAAUGAAAAAAUAAUGAUUGUUGGAGGAAUGACAUUAUAAGGACCAUCCUAAGCUUGCAUAGUCUUAAACCUGAAGAAUAAUACAUGUGUCUCAUACUCAUAAUUGAAUUAAAUUCGAUCUCUAUUUCAUAUGUUCAGAGAUGAAUUUGGUAAUUAUAUUGUAUAUGGUGGAAUGAAUAAACAAAACACUUUUGAAUUAUUCAAUUAUGAGAACAAAAUCUGGGAGGAGUUUCUGAUAAAUAUGGAUGAAAAUGUUCAAGAAAUCUUGAAUUAGAAUUUGAGAGGAAUGUCCUCUGUUUAGUAGGUUUGUAGAGUAGAAAACUACUAAUAACUUAUGUAAUAAAAAUAAGAAUUACAACUCUAACCAGAUGAUGUAGUUUUUAUGUUUGGAAACGAUGAGUAUCCAUUUAUACUCCCACUUCCUAAAUAACCAACUGAAAAUUUGAAUCCCUUGGAAGUUCCAACAUAAUUAUGUAUGUAUUCAUACAUGAGUGUCUGCUCAAUUGAUGCAGAAUUGCCAAAUUGCAGAUAAAUUCUCUUGGCAGGUGGCAUUGAUUCUAAAAUAUCAUAAAUUAAUAAGAAGGCCUAUUUAGUUACUAUAAUAUUCCCAGAAAUGAAGGUGAAGGUCAAGAAAGUUGGAAAGUUGAGUUAUCAUAGAUAUGCAGCCUCUUGUGUUUACAAUGCUCCAUAUGUCUAUUUCAUAGGAGGAAGAGGAUAUUAGAAUGAUGUAUUAUCACUACACAGUACUGUGGAGAGAUUCAAUAUUGAUGAGGAGGAAUGGGACUAAAUUGCUCCCUUGAAUGAGGCAAAAUGCUCAAUGACUGCUAAUGUAAUUGGAGAGAAAAUCUAUGUCUUUGGAGGAUACGUUGGUGAAGGACAAAUUUCACAUAAGAUAGAAUGUUACAAUGAACAAUCAUAGGAAUGGGAUGUAUUGAAUAUUGAAUUGCCAUUCUCAUUAGAAGGGUUAUCGUCCAUAGUUAUAGAUGAUUAAGACUUAUUCAUCUUUGGAGGCAAAGGAUUUGAUGGUAGCAAGAAAGAAAUCAUACGAUUCAAUCUAGAUGAUUUAGAAUCGAACCAGAAUGUGUCAGGACAAAUAGUGGGAACACUUUAACAUUCUAGAUCAUUGCCUAAACCAAUUUUACUGGAUGAUAAAAACGUCUUAAUUAUUGGAGGUUAUUUCUUUGACAAUCCUGAAAUCAACUUUGGAGAGAUGUUUAACUUAGAUAAUCCUGAAGAUUCCAACAAUGAAUAUGCCAAUCAAAUAGAAUUAGCAAUCAUCUAGAUGGGAGCCAACGAUUCUAUCAACUUAUUCAGCAUAACUAAUUGA